Messenger RNA from Notechis scutatus (mainland tiger snake), 2212 nucleotides. RefSeq names its product growth factor receptor bound protein 2 (gene GRB2). The record is from RefSeq and is a predicted model, not a curated record. Gene Ontology annotation, molecular function: protein binding. Lineage: Eukaryota; Metazoa; Chordata; Lepidosauria; Squamata; Elapidae.
GCUGGAAGGGAGGGGAGGGGGACCUUGGGUCCGUCCCCUCAAGGAGGGCUGCUAUUGGCCGUAGUGGAUGCCAGUCGACGCUUCCUGCCUGCGCCGGGAGCCGAAAAGAGAGGUUGCAAGAAAGAGGAAGCGGGCGGAUUGGCCCUCGCUUGUUUCCCCUUGUCUAUGCGAAAGACCGAGCCGGAAGUCGGGCAGAAAGGGCGGCGCGGACGAGAGGCAAAGCUAAACCGGGCGUUCCCGGAGAAGGGCUUCUUCGAGGGCGGGAGGGAGAGAGCGAGGGAGCGCCUUUUCCUCUUCGUGGCCAUCCGAGAGCGACCCCAGCAUGGAAGCUGUCGCCAAAUACGACUUCAAAGCCACCGCGGACGAUGAGCUCAGUUUCAAACGGGGAGAUAUUCUGAAGGUUUUGAAUGAAGAAUGCGAUCAGAAUUGGUACAAGGCAGAACUCAAUGGCAAAGAUGGCUUCAUUCCCAAAAAUUAUAUUGAAAUGAAACCACAUCCGUGGUUUUUUGGGAAGAUUCCUCGAGCAAGGGCUGAGGAGAUGCUGGGUAAACAAAGACAUGAUGGUGCCUUCCUCAUCAGGGAGAGUGAAAGUGCUCCUGGUGAUUUCUCCCUCUCAGUCAAAUUCGGAAAUGAUGUGCAGCACUUCAAGGUGCUUCGAGACGGUGCUGGCAAGUAUUUCCUCUGGGUGGUAAAAUUCAAUUCUCUGAAUGAGCUGGUAGAUUAUCACAGAUCAACCUCUGUCUCCAGGAACCAACAGAUAUUCCUCCGAGACAUUGAGCAAGUGCCUCAGCAACCCUCAUACGUACAGGCUCUUUUUGAUUUCGACCCUCAGGAGGAGGGAGAGCUGGGCUUUCGCCGUGGAGACUUUAUCCAGGUCCUUGACAAUUCUGACCCCAACUGGUGGAAAGGAGCCUGCCACGGACAAACAGGCAUGUUUCCACGCAACUACGUUACCCCCGUGAACCGGAACAUCUAGAGCAGAUGGCUAAAGAUUAUUUAAGGAAAGAGGAAAAAACAGUACAGUCCGCAUUCAGAACCUAACAGCAGCCAGAGAUCUCCAGUCAUCAGGCCAUAAAACCGAGUCCCCUCAGGUCUGCAUGAGGGGGAACACUUUUUUUCACUCAGAAUGGAACUUUGUGGGGAGGGAACAGGAGAAGGGUCCAACUUAUGCACCAAAACUUUUCUUUAAAUUAAAAUGGAUAUUAACAGAUUUCUUUGGUUAUUUCUGGGGUGGCCCUUUUUGUUCACUGGUCCUUUUUCUCCCCAACACCAGUGCAUCAGUGUAUGAAGUGUUACUGCUAAAUGAAGUCCAUGCUAUGCCAGGAAGAGAGGAAGCUCUGUUGAUAUCUGCUAUUCAUGCAUACGGUCUUCGGGAAGGGACUGAGAGAGGAAGCCAAAUAUAUUAGCCAGUUUAAACACACACAACACUUAUGCUUCUACCUUCAGUGUUUUGCCUAAGAUAAGGUCUUAAUUUUUUUCCUCACUGCUUUUCAGUCUGAAAGUUGUUCAGCUGUGGAGCAGAGGGGAAGAUGGUAAAUAGGUUGUAGGAUUUUUCUGAGAAAACCUGCAUUACAACCAGAUCACGUUUUCAUUAAACGUGACAGCUUUUACUUUUCUUUUUAAUCAUGUGACUGAGCAUGUUCUUCUGUUUUUUUUUUAAUUAGUGCCUUUUCCCUUGUUUAACAAAAAACAGUUCACAAUUUUCAGUUUGUUUCUGUUUUUUAUGUAAAUAUUUAAGGAAUUGAAUGAGAGGAAUGUAACUUUAUUACAUGAAAAAGAUCUCCAUUCACCAGAUGGAGCUUUAAAAUAUGUAUAAGCAUUUGAUAUUUUUCAUACUAGUUGGGAAAAAGGCAUAAAAUGUCCCAAAACUCAGAGCCUGGGGUUCUUGAGCAAGAGAGAGAAAAUAGCCCCAGUUUGGGGUGGGGGGUGGGGGGGAGGCAUAUUUUACAAAGCCUAGGAUGAAAUUCCAAAUUAUUUUCCCCAAAGACAGUAAGGCCUCAAGAAAUUGGGCUUAAUUAUAGCGAAUGGUUGACCCUAAUGUUUGAGGAGAAGCAGUUCAGUCUGUCCAGAGUUGGCUUGACUCACAGUUGCAGUCGGUGACUAUCUUCCAGCAGUUCCCCAUUUUGCUCACCAGUAUUACGGUAGCUGGAAGAAUCAUCUUUCUUACUCUCAAAUCCCAGAAGGGAGAUUGUAUUCAACUUUUAAUCCUGAU